Prunus armeniaca (apricot) is the source of this 555-nucleotide messenger RNA. The record is from the annotation of a GenBank genome assembly. Lineage: Eukaryota; Viridiplantae; Streptophyta; Magnoliopsida; Rosales; Rosaceae.
AUGUCUUCGCCAAGCAAACGCCGUGAGAUGGAUUUGAUGAAACUGAUGAUGAGUGAUUACAAGGUGGAGAUGAUCAAUGACGGCAUGCAAGAGUUUUAUGUGGAUUUCAAUGGACCCAAAGAGAGUCCGUAUCAGGGAGGUGUCUGGAGGAUAAGGGUGGAGCUACCAGAUGCUUAUCCUUACAAAUCUCCAUCUGUUGGCUUUGUCAACAAAAUUUACCACCCAAAUGUUGAUGAAAUGUCUGGAUCAGUUUGUUUAGAUGUUAUCAACCAAACUUGGAGCCCCAUGUUUGACCUGGUUAAUGUGUUUGAAGUGUUUCUGCCCCAACUUCUUUUAUAUCCCAACCCAUCGGAUCCAUUGAAUGGAGAGGCAGCUGCUUUAAUGAUGCGUGAUCGUUCUGCUUAUGAACAAAGAGUAAAAGAGUAUUGUGAGAAGUAUGCAAAGCCAGAAGACAUAGGUGGUGCUCCAGAGGAGAAAUCAAGUGAUGAUGAGGAUCUGAGUGAAGAUGAAUAUGACUCCAGUGAUGACGCAGUUGCAGGCCAAGCUGAUCCAUAG